Tetrapisispora phaffii CBS 4417 is the source of this 2715-nucleotide messenger RNA. RefSeq names its product Syh1p (gene SYH1). NCBI's taxonomy places the organism in Eukaryota, Fungi, Ascomycota, Saccharomycetes, Saccharomycetales, Saccharomycetaceae. Gene Ontology annotation, molecular function: protein binding. Bases 1 to 2715 code for a protein of 904 amino acids. The transcript has a single exon. The record is from RefSeq and is a predicted model, not a curated record.
AUGAACUACCAACAAUAUCAAUUUGAAAAUAACCUGGAGACGAUGAAUUCGGAUUUUGCAAACAUGGGCAUUGCACGCCAGUCAAACACACCACUGAGUAAUUCUCAUGUUGAUGGACCCGGUCAACCCAUGUUAGCCACUAGACUGCCUCUAUCGAGGGAAUCUUCCUUGUUGGAUACCAUUGGAAUCCAGACUAAUUCGUCCCAUUUCGCCAAUAGUCCUCAAAUCCAACAACCGCAGCCUCAGUCAAACGAUGGUUUUAGAGUGAACCAAGAAUUUUAUGUUCGAAACGGUGGCAACCACCCAGCUUGGUUAGACACUGGUGCUGCUAAUGCAGGCCAAGGUUCUGCAACGAAGAAUAUCGUAGGUCAACUUAGUAUGCCAGCCAGACCUCAGUUUGGAGCUUCUAUGCAACAGACUACGAGUAACCAUUCUACUAUUUUCAACGGAUCCGUCUCGAACGCUGCCACUCCCGUACAAAGCCAUUCUUCACUAAAUAUGUUUUCUCAAUUUGGUCAACAAGGUAUCAAUCAACCACAACCACAGCAGCACCAGGCUAAUGCAGCCCAGAUGGCAUAUGCUCCAGGUAUUCCGCCCGGUGUUACCAUGCCAAUUUCAGUACAGGAAUCUUUGUGGAACUACAUCGACACCAUGGGUCAAAUUCAAGGUCCAUUCGAAUCUAGAAAAAUGGAUUAUUGGCUAUCUGGUGGGUAUUUCCCCCCGACAUUGCAAGUCACCCGUGUUACGAAUGGUGUCGCCGAUCCACUGAAUUUGAACGAUAAGUUUAUCACUGUGGGUGAAAUUCUAAAGAUGUCAGGAAGUUAUUAUAAUCCAUUUUCUGCUAUAGACAAUUUAAUAGCUGCCUCGAUUGGGAGAUCUUCGAUGCUGAACAGUGGUAUGUCCACUCCGUUGUCAUCACAAGCACCUUUAUCGAUGUUGUCAGAUACCCUUGAAAAUAAUGAUGCAGUGAAAAUUGGAAUGUCCAAUGUUGGGGCUAAGAAAAAUGAUGCGAUAUCUAAAUCCAAACAGAGGCAAGAGGAACCAUCUCAAAAACUCAAGAAUGUGAAAGACAUCAGUUCUGCAGCUUUGCUGACUGACAGAACAUUUACAUACGACGAGUUAUUAAAGUGGAAAGGUGAUGACGGAAGCUAUUUUACAGAGACUGCUGUUCCUAUUCCAGUUGGCAAAACAAAGAAGGAAACUGUGGAUCCAAAUUUUGUGAUCCCUGAAGCUUUACCUUAUAAGGAGGAGACAGAGGAACUUUUAGCCAAACUUGCUCAGCUACCCGAAACUUCGAACUCUUCCCAAACUUCUGUUGACAAGAAUGUCGAGGAAAAAUCGUCAGAAGCUAACAAGUCUGCUUCGAAGUUAAUUGAAGAAGAACGUUUUGAAAACUUGAGAAAACAAGAAAAGGAGGUGAAGAGUCAAAAACGGAAACAAGAAGGAAAUCAAAUUGAGCAACAGACAAGUGUUAUAUCUGAGAAUAUUGCCUCUGGAGUUUCCACUCCUAGUCAAUUAAAACCAAGUGUUGCGCCAUGGGCUCAUGUGUCUUCUAAAAUCGAAUUCAGCUCUGUUAUCUCUUCCUCAAUCGCAGAUCUUAAGAAAAACACACCAUCUAAAAAACAAGAAGAGCAAGCACGUUUGAAUGAAAUGAAAAUAAGACAACAGCAAAUCAUUGAAGAGGAGAAAAGAAACGAGUCAAGCGUUUUAGAGAACAAAUCAUUUGCAGCACCAACUACUCCAGUAUCUAAUUUGGCCCCAUGGGCUAAUAAAGUGAAUAAAGUUGAACCUGUUAACAUUCCGUCAUUGGAGGAGUUAAAAAAGAAUGAGAAAUCUAAGAUGAAGGCUGAUAAAUUGGACAUGGCCACCACUUUGAAAUGGAGUGCAGAUCUCUAUAGUAGUGAUAAGAAAGAACAAGAGUUAAAGUCGAUGCUUACAUGGGCUCAAAAGCCACAAACGAAGAUUCCUGCAACAAAAAUUGAAGUUCCAGUUUCUAUCAAAAAGAAACAAAACAAUGUGUUGAUUAGUAAUAAGAAAACCGAAACGACACCACUAUACUUGCAAGAUUUUGAAGACUCCGAUUUUGUCGAAGAACAAAAGAAGAUGUGGGCACAGGCGCAAACGAAUAAAAAGAGUAGCGCAAGCACCCCUGGCAGCACAGGCUCCGAUUCAUGGAUAACUGUGACCUCUAGGACGAGCAAAGCUGCUGUUGCACCAAAAGUAGUCAACCAACCAACUUCGUACAUUUCUCCUGACCAAUUGAGAAACAUCAGCACAACGCCAGUGGGCAAGGGCAAGCAAAUAGGUUCCUCGACAACCAUCCCAACAAUGAAGAGCAAAACUGUGAUGACUCCAGCAGCUCCCCAAGUGACAUACGCAGGGAAUUCUUCCAGUGCCUUGCGCCAAGAAUUUAUCAGAUGGUGUAAGAGUCAAAUGAAACUAGACUCGGGCAUUCAAGCAAACACAGUCCUAGAGGUAUUGUUCAGUCUUCCAAGCAGCCAUGACUCCGUGGAGAUCAUCUCCGACACCAUCUACUCGAACACAUCGAACAUGGACGGUAAACGAUUUGCCAUCGAGUUCAUCAAGAGGCGUAUCGAAGUAGAAUCCAAGAUCAGUGACCCAUUGACUUGGAGUGAGGCCUUGAACUUACCAGAAGGCGAAGCCGACGAUUGGGAGUUCCAGGUCGUAAAGAAGAAGAAGGGCAGAAAGCACUAG